Tribolium castaneum (red flour beetle) is the source of this 1609-nucleotide messenger RNA. RefSeq lists its product as uncharacterized. The coding region runs from base 90 to 1466 and encodes 458 amino acids. Gene Ontology annotation, molecular function: glycosyltransferase activity. The transcript has 2 exons. Lineage: Eukaryota; Metazoa; Arthropoda; Insecta; Coleoptera; Tenebrionidae. Gene Ontology annotation, cellular component: cytoplasm. The record is from RefSeq and is a predicted model, not a curated record.
UAUGACGUAAUCUUGUCACCGUUUCUUUCCUGUGCAACCGCUAUAGCACAGGAUUUGAUUCACUCAAUCCGCAACUAUCGGAGAGUGGCAUGAUAGUCAUUAGGAGACGCUGGCUGGCUUUGAGUUUGAGUGGCUUGGCAGUGGUUUUUUUCGGUUUUGAGUUUCUCCAAACAGUUGGGGAGGGUAAUAAGGGGCUGGAAAGUGGGGACAGCAGGAAAAUUGUAGCUUUUUCUUUGAAGAAACAAAUCGAAAUUGAAAGUGAAGAGGUGGCUUGUAGUGGCGGGUUUUUCGUUGGGGUAAAGCCCGAAAAAUUGGCAAAUGGAAAGUGGACACAAUUAGACGGGACGAGUAUUUUUAUUUAUUCGAUUUAUUUUGAUGGCAGGCUGGAGCCGCAUCAUUAUUUAAGGACAAUAUCAAUGGUUAAAGGCACUCCUGGUAAAGAAUUUUUUUGCCAAAUUGCCACCUCUGAUGGUCACUACCACAUCACCAAAGCCGUAGUAACGAAAAUUUGGUCCGAAACAUGGAACCAAAACGACACUCAUUUGUACUUCAACCCCUAUCUCAUAUCUUGCCAUUUACCCGUGAAUAAAACCUCGGUUUAUUUCUCCCUCAAUGAAAAGCCGUGUCAAAUAGCGCCCCAAAAAUUUGUGAUAACAACCCCCAAUGUGGAAAACACAACUAGCUUUACAGUUUGUGUAAAACCACUAAAUUUUCGGAACGACAUUUCCGAACAACUCCUCCAGUGGAUCGCAAUCAACCGAAUACUGGGGGCCGAAAAAAUCGACUUUUACGUUGAAAAUCUCCAAAAAAAGCCGCGCCAAGUUCUUGAAACUCUGGAAAAGCACUUGAACGGUGGUUUAACUCUGUAUGCCCAUAACCAGAUCGCUCAAGAGCCAACUUUCAAGCACUCAACCCACAUUUGGCAAAAAAGACGUUACGAAAUCAUCGCCUACAACGACUGCCUUUACCGCAACAUCCACACGUCACACUUUGUAAUUCCUCUCGACAUUGACGAAAUAAUUGUACCAAGACAUGGAAGCACGUGGGCGGAAAUUCUUAACCGAACUGACGACACUUUUGCCUCGUUUACUGUUAGAAAUGCCUAUUAUUUGCGCCACUUUAACGUGAAAAAAUCAACAGAGGAGGUGUUUUUCUUCAAAAGGACGGUCCGGAGCGAGUUCAGCGACGAGGGAGAGUCGGGGAAAAGCUUCGUUUCCACCAAAAAUGCACUAACAGUGUUCAAUCACUACGCCUUAAGGAGUUUAAAGCCGGGGGUUGGGGUGGUGAAGUUUUUAAACGUUGGUUUAGCGCAGCUUAACCAUUAUAAGGAUGACUGUGAUACUGUGAUAUUGCCGGAGUGUGCCAAAUAUUUGUCUAGUCCUGUAAGGGUCGCUGAUGGUGUUAUUUUCAAGUUUAGGAGGCUGUUUUUUGCAGAGUAUGGGAAGCUGUUACGUUUGCUUUUGUAAUAAAAUCAGGUUGAAUUUUUGGUGUAAUAUCUUGUCGCUUGAAUAAAUUUUUAAUCCCUAAUUCCCCAAUAAUUUUGCGGUCAAAUUUACAAAAGUAAAAGUAUUGUAGCAACGUAUCUUUGUACACCAUAAAGUUUUACAAC